Messenger RNA from Polistes canadensis, 2383 nucleotides. RefSeq names its product SET and MYND domain-containing protein 4-like. The transcript is spliced from 6 exons. Gene Ontology annotation, molecular function: protein binding. The record is from RefSeq and is a predicted model, not a curated record. The coding region runs from base 71 to 1978 and encodes 635 amino acids. Lineage: Eukaryota; Metazoa; Arthropoda; Insecta; Hymenoptera; Vespidae.
UUUUGUUAUAUAUAUAUAUAAUUUUAUCUCUAAGUAAGUUGUUAUUUUUAUAACAGUUUAGAAUUGUAAUAUGGAUCUAGCAAAAGAGUUAAUAUUAAAUCUUAAACAAAAAAAUGUAUCGCAUGUGGGAUAUGGUUUACAAAAGGAAUGUGAAGCACUUGUUGGACAUAUUUUGCAAAAUAUGGUGAAGUCUCAAUUACCGCCGUUAAAUGUUGACAGAAAAAAUAAAGAGGAUUCAGUUAAAUAUAGAGAAGAAGGAAAUCAACAUUUCGUUAUGGGUGAUGAUAUUGAAGCUAUAGAAAGUUAUACUAAAAGUCUUGCAUAUGCUAAUGAUAAAGAAUUAAUGGCAUAUGCAUAUGCAAAUAGAUCUGCAGCUUUGUUUAGAAAAGAAAUGUAUAAAGAAUGUUUGAUAGAUAUCGAUGCCGCUUUAUUAUGUGAGUAUCCAGAAAAUAAAAGAAAAAAACUUAAGGAAAGAGGAGCUAGGGCAAUCGAUGAACUUAAGAAAACUUUACAAAUAACUGUGGAUAAAGAUAGUAAUGUUGAAGAAAUUAUAAAUCAAAUUUGUUUGAAUCAAAAUGCAAAAAAAGACAUUACAAAAACAAAGACUGAAGAUAUUAUGCAUGUUAACGAUCAAAAAAAUGGAAAAGAUUUAUUGCUUGAUAAUCAAAAUCAUGAAAAACGAUUUUUUAAUGUUAGCCAUUUACCGAUUAAAUGUAUAACAAAAAAGCCAAGAUAUUUAGAGAAAGAAGGUCCUUUAUUACUCACUCAUAGUCAAAAUAAGGAAUGUCCUGCUGCUAGCGAUGGUAUCGAAAUUGUAUUUUCUGAAGAAUUUGGACGUCACUUUAGAGCUACCAAAAAGUUUGGUCCAGGUGAUAUAAUUACAAUUGAAAAACCAUAUGCACACGUCAUCUACGAAGAAAGGUUUUAUACACAUUGUCAUCAAUGUCUCUCAAGAUGUUAUAAUUUAAUACCAUGUCCAAAUUGUCCAAUAGCACAAUAUUGUUCAGAAGAAUGUAAGAAGACAGCUUGGGACAUGGCUCAUAUGACAGAAUGUCCAAUUUUGGCACUAUUACAAAGUUUAUUGAAUGUUGAUAAAGAUAAGAUAAAAAUGAUUAUUAAAAUUGUUAGACUGCUAAUCGUAGUAACAGAAAAUGGCUCUAAGAUAAAGGAAUUACAAGAGGAUAUGAAAAUUGCUGAAUCCAAUUCUGAUAGCAGAACAGCAGGUUUUACAGAUGAAGGUGUAUUGUCUAGUUUCAGUGCUCGAUCUGCUCUAAGUCUUGCAACGAAUAUGACAACGAGACCAUUGAUUGGUAUCAGUGCAUUUGCAUGUAUUUCAGCUCUUACUUCUAUUCUUCUAGCUAUACGGACUAAUUUCUUUGGCAAAAAAUAUGAAAUUGAUAAUUUGGAAGAUAUUAGUGAAUUAUUUGAUUUAAAAUUUUGUGGUAGUAUUAUGUUUCGAGCUUGCGUUAUUAUGUCUUCAAAUUGUUUUUCAGUACAACAAGAGCCAGGAAUUAAAUCUGGAUCAGGUUUAUACGUGACACAUAGUUUGUACAAUCAUUCAUGUAGUCCAAAUACAUUAAGACAUUUUGAAGGGCUGACUAUGAUUACUCGUGCGUUACAGCCAAUUUUACCAGGAGAUCAAGUUUUCACGAGUUAUGGUCCUGCAUAUGCAUAUAUGUCACGUGCAGAAAGGAAAGAAAAAAUAAUGCAGGAUUAUUUUUUUGAUUGUCAAUGUUCUGCAUGUGUAUUCAAUUGGCCCACUUAUAAUGAAAUACUUAGCAAUCACGUGGGUUCAAUUACAAAAAAUAAGCAACUCGUGGAAAAAUUAAAACCCUUUAAACAAAGACUUCUUCAGAACAUGUAUGAUAUCGAUGCAGUAAAAAAUGUUCUUAAUAUUUUAUAUAGUGAAGUAUCUCAACCAUGCGAAGAAAUAAUUCAUGCAGAACAAUAUCUCAGAAGCUACUAUUUAGAUCCAUAAUACAUGGGUUUAUUUAUUAAGCAAUAUAUUUAAUAAAAAGACAUGAAAUAUUUCUAAAAAUUUUUUAUUUAAGUUAUAUGCAUAUCUUGCUAGAGGACACUAAAUACAUGCACAUUAUUUUUUACAUCAACUUGAAGAAAUGUGUAUACAUAUACACACACACAUUAUAUAUAUAUAUAUAUUUAUGUGUAUGUAUAUAUAUGUAUGUAUGCAUCUGAUAUGUAUAUAUACACAUUUAUUUAUUAAUUUACUUAUUAAUCAGCGUCAACACGAGAGAAUUAUAAACUAAUGUGUACAUGUAACUAUAUAGUUUAUAACAAUACUUUACCUGUUCGGUAAGUAUAUUUAUUAAUUCCUAUUAAUAUAAGAAAUAAAUCUAUAUUAUUAAUAUAUGAAAAGAAAAGA